This is a messenger RNA of Pectinophora gossypiella (pink bollworm), 1757 nucleotides long. RefSeq names its product actin-related protein 3 (gene Arp3). Bases 136 to 1392 code for a protein of 418 amino acids. Gene Ontology annotation, molecular function: actin filament binding. NCBI's taxonomy places the organism in Eukaryota, Metazoa, Arthropoda, Insecta, Lepidoptera, Gelechiidae. Gene Ontology annotation, biological process: Arp2/3 complex-mediated actin nucleation. Gene Ontology annotation, cellular component: Arp2/3 protein complex; actin cortical patch. The record is from RefSeq and is a predicted model, not a curated record. The transcript has a single exon.
CCUCACACGUCAAGUUAACGUCAAAAAAUAGUGAUAAAUACAGAAAAAAGUGAAAUCACCACACCCAUAAAUUCCUAAAUAUUACAAUAAUACUCGUUUUAGUGAUACAUUACUGGUGCCUAAUAAGACGAAACCAUGGGUGAUCAUCUGCCUGCAUGUGUCAUUGAUGUCGGCACGGGCUACACCAAGUUGGGCUUCGCCGGCAACAAGGAGCCCCAAUUUAUCAUUCCAUCGGCUAUUGCGAUAAAGGAGACUGCUAAAGUCGGUGACCAGAGCACCCGACGUAUGACUAAAGCUGUGGAAGAUUUAGAUUUCUUUAUAGGAGAUGAAGCUUUCGAUGCGACCGGAUAUUCGGUGAAAUAUCCUGUGCGUCAUGGCCUCGUUGAAGACUGGGAUUUAAUGGAGCGAUACAUUGAACAAUGCAUUUUCAAAUAUCUAAGAGCGGAGCCAGAAGAUCAUCAUUUCUUGCUCACAGAGCCCCCUCUGAACACGCCAGAGAACCGAGAGUACUUGGCUGAAAUUAUGUUUGAGUCAUUCAAUGUGCCAGGUCUUUACAUCGCCGUUCAAGCGGUGCUCGCAUUGGCCGCAUCAUGGAAGUCUCGCACGUCUGCUGAACGCACAUUUACUGGCAUUGUGGUUGACAGUGGUGAUGGUGUGACUCAUAUUGUGCCUGUUGCUGAAGGUUAUGUUAUUGGCUCUUGUAUCAAACAUAUCCCAAUUGCUGGAAGAAACAUUACCUCUUUUAUCCAAUCACUGCUUCGUGAGAGAGAGGUAGGUAUCCCACCUGAGCAGAGUUUAGAAACUGCCAAGGCAAUCAAAGAGCGAUACAGUUACAUUUGUCCUGAUAUUGCAAAGGAGUUUGCUAAAUAUGAUUCAGAUCCUGCCAAAUGGAUGAAAAAAUACACUGGCAUCAAUGCUAUAACGAAGAACCCAUUUACAGUGGAUGUUGGUUACGAGAGAUUCUUGGGGCCAGAGAUAUUCUUCCAUCCUGAGUUUUCCAAUGCUGAUUUCACUGUGCCUCUGAAUGAGAUGGUAGAUGAAGUGAUCCAGUCUUGCCCCAUUGAUGUGAGAAGAGGUUUGUAUGGCAAUAUUGUGUUGUCUGGAGGCUCAACCAUGUUCCGUGACUUUGGGAGGAGACUGCAGCGGGACAUUAAACGCACUGUAGAUGCCAGACUGAAGCUCUCUACCAUGUUGUCGGAGGGCCGUAUUACACCGAAACCAAUUGAUGUGCAAGUCAUAUCCCACAACAUGCAGCGGUAUGCCGUCUGGUUUGGAGGCAGCAUGCUGGGCUCCACUCCAGAGUUCUACCAAGUGUGCCACACUAAGCAAGCGUACAUGGAAUAUGGUCCAAGCAUUUGCAGACACAACCCUGUUUUUGGUACCAUGACAUAAUCAACUGCCAGUAUUUACUUACCUAGUUGUAUUGCAAUAAUGAACAUCAUGAUUAAUACUAAUUAAGUGUAAUUAUGAAUUUAUAAUUUUAUUAAAAUGUUAAGGAUACUUCCAACUUGAAGUAUAUUUAAUUAAGGAUACUAUGAAUUAACAAUAAAUGAAGACUUCUGUAAUUGGCAAAAUAAUUUUACCCAUUGUGUUUUUUAAUUCUACAUUAGGCAUACCAGUAAAAGAGAUUGUAAUGGUUAUAGUCUAUCAUAGUUGUAAUUUUGUACUAUAGAUUGUUAGCUGGACACCAUGUAAAGUUUGUGCAUUUAAAUCGUUGCAUUCCAGCUUCUUACCAAAUAUAGACUUGAAAAAUAAAA